This is a messenger RNA of Alnus glutinosa, 624 nucleotides long. RefSeq names its product glyoxylase I 4. Lineage: Eukaryota; Viridiplantae; Streptophyta; Magnoliopsida; Fagales; Betulaceae. The coding region runs from base 1 to 624 and encodes 207 amino acids. The record is from RefSeq and is a predicted model, not a curated record. The transcript is spliced from 2 exons.
AUGGAAAAGAAAGAUGAGGCUAACGGAGUAGUACCAGUGAGAAGCAAUGAGAAAAUUAGCAGAGAGAAAGAAGAAGGAAAAGGGAAGGAGGAGAACCACCACCCACUUCCUCUAAUGGCCUUAAAUCACGUAUCAAGACUUUGCAGAAACGUGAAAGAGUCCAUAGAUUUCUACACCAAAGUUCUGGGGUUUGUUUUGAUGGAGCGGCCACAAGCUUUUGACUUUGAUGGUGCGUGGCUGUUCAACUAUGGAGUCGGGAUUCACUUGCUGCAGUCCAAGGAUGAUCAGGAUAGGCGAUCUGAGACUGAUCAUCACUUGGAUCCCAUGGACAACCAUAUCUCAUUUCAGUGUGAAAACAUGGAGGAAAUGGAGGAAAAACUGAAGGUGGUAAACAUAAAAUACAUGAAGAGGGCAGUACUGGAGGAUGAAGAAAAUGGGACGAGGAUUGACCAACUCUUCUUCAACGACCCAGAUGGGUUCAUGAUCGAGAUUUGUAAUUGUGAAAAUCUCAAGCUCGUUCCGGCGGCUGCUUCUCUCGGCAAAAUAAAGCUUCCUUUUGAUACACACAAUCCGCCUCUACAAAUUUUGGAAAAUGGGGAUCGAUCGAUCGAUGAACCAAAUUAA